Theileria equi strain WA is the source of this 884-nucleotide messenger RNA. RefSeq lists its product as hypothetical. Gene Ontology annotation, biological process: retrograde vesicle-mediated transport, Golgi to endoplasmic reticulum. Bases 1 to 804 code for a protein of 267 amino acids. The transcript has a single exon. NCBI's taxonomy places the organism in Eukaryota, Apicomplexa, Aconoidasida, Piroplasmida, Theileriidae. The record is from RefSeq and is a predicted model, not a curated record. Gene Ontology annotation, cellular component: endoplasmic reticulum; SNARE complex.
AUGGAAGGUAAAACAAACUUAGAAGAACAUAGAAGAGGUAUCGUGCGCUGUCUUAAUCAUGUUCUCCAACUCGUUAGGAAUAAUUUACAGGAGUAUGAGAGAUUUAGGCUUAAAACGGAAUCUUCACUAACUAAUUGUAUGAAAACAAUGACAGAAAAUAUAAGUGAAUAUCAUAUUUUAAAUGCUUCUGGUAACAAUUCGUCUACAAUUUCAAGGUCGUACAUCUCAUGUUUUAUACCUUCUAUGGACAGUUCUUAUCCAUCUAAUCCUGAGGAGAAUACCUCAGAUGAAAUGAGCUAUGGAUCAGACCUAGGAAAUUCUGGAGCUGUAUCGCCUAUACCAGGCAUAAUUGCGAAACCGUCGGGAAAAGGAUUAAAGACACCCAACAGAGGAAACUACAGCCCCGUUAGGCAUAGAUUGAAUGGCAUUGAAAUGAACGAUCAGCAAAUAUCUGAUAUUACAAUCAAGCAACAUGAAACAUUAAUCAACAAUAUAAGCGAUGAAAUACAAGCCAAUGAACUGAACACUAUAAAUAAUGUCCAACAACGCCUAACAGAAAUUUCAUCGAUGUUCGAAAAGUUUACUGGAACCCUUGUGGAACAACUAGAUCUAUUCGAAAACAUAAACGCUAAUGUCAUUGAAUCUAUAUCAAAUAUUGAAAAAACACAGGAUUCAUUAAAAAAGGCAAACAACGAUGGGAUGCCACUCUACCAUAUAAUUAUGUGUUAUAGCUUUUUAGGCUUAUCUGUAUUGCUGCUUUUUGUUGAUUAUAUCAAAAGCACAAAGGGGUCUUAUCUUUACUAAUCACCAAUUGCAUCAAACUUGGAAAGAUCAUACUUGUCAAAAUUGCGACUUAAAUGAUCCUUAAGUUCUUGUCUUUGCUC